ACAAGCUAAUAUUUAACAGACUGAAAUGUGUCCUCAGGGCUAGGGGUAACCAAGGUUUGUCUUCUGAAUUCUAGGAUUGGCUGAUUUCCUUGCUAAUUUAUAGAGAGACCAAUAGAAUAUGGUCCACAAUGAAGGACGCUUAAAUUUCACCCCCAAAUAAGAAACGAAAUUACUGCUUCGUUUAAUAGAGCGCCAGAAGCAGCUAAAACUACCUUGGAUAUGGUAGCUGAUUUUAUACCUACUUUGAAUAUACUUCGAGACGAAGUGCUGCAGCAAACAGGCUCCCAAAAACACCCUUCCUGCCAAUCGUUGGUUAAGAGGCAGAGCGAACAGUUUACUUUCACCUACGGUACAGAACGUCUGCAGAAGUGUCCGCUAAGUGAAUCACAAAAGAUCAUCUAGACAACCCUGCUGGGGAAAAAAAAUCUGACAACACAGAACAGCAAUAUCGGUGAAAUAAAAGACUGGUUAUCCACAACUAUGUCUAUGAAUAAUUCUCCAAACGUAUUUUUGGACCCACAUUUGCAUAGAUUUCAGGUUAAUGUCAUUAAUGAAAGCCACGAGAAUUCAAUUCAAUCUCAGGGAGAUCCUGAUCCACAACGUUACGAAGAAACUUCGUUCGCUAAAGAUGCCAUUAAGAGACUCCACAUCAGCUUCAGGUCUGGAACCCAAGAAACUUACGACCGUUUCUUCCAAAAUGGCGACACUGCCAAGCCUGAUGGAAGCUUUCAUCCCUACGACACACAAAGUAACACCUAUUAUCUCAAAACCUUUGGACAUAACACCAUGGAUGUGGUGCCAAAAAUCGAUUAUUACCAGAACACUGGAAGCAUCAAAGGAGCCAAAAUGAACCGGCCAAGUCUGAUGGAUAUUCACGAACACUUGGCAAAGAAUAUCACGGCGACUUCAGGUUCGGUGGACAAAUUCAGCAAAGCAGAUGGCAACGCAGAAGAAGCCGAAUUCCGCAAGGAAGAAGAAACUAAAGGCAUAGUGAAAUUUGGAUGGGUGAAGGGUGUCCUGGUGAGGUGCAUGCUCAACAUCUGGGGUGUUAUGCUAUUUAUUCGUCUUUCCUGGAUCAUUGGUCAAGCUGGAAUUGGUCUUGGAGUUAUCAUAAUCCUUCUUGCUACCAUGGUUACUUCCAUUACUGGCUUAUCAACUUCUGCAAUAGCAACUAAUGGUUUUGUCCGUGGAGGUGGAGCUUAUUACCUCAUCUCACGGAGCUUAGGUCCUGAAUUCGGGGGUUCCAUUGGUCUCAUCUUUGCCUUUGCCAACGCUGUGGCAGUGGCCAUGUACGUGGUUGGCUUUGCAGAAACAGUCGUGGAACUUCUCAAGAACAGUAAUGCCUUAAUGGUUGAUGUCACCAAUGACAUCAGGAUAAUUGGCGUCAUCACCGUUGUAAUUCUGUUGGGUAUUUCGGUGGCUGGUAUGGAAUGGGAAGCAAAGGCCCAAGUGAUUCUUCUAAUUAUACUUCUGAUCGCCAUCGUAAAUUUUUUCAUUGGGACUGUUAUUCCUAGCCAUGCAGAAAAGAGGGCGAGAGGUUUUUUCAAUUACCAAGCAUCUAUAUUUACAGAGAACUUCGGGCCAGAAUUCCGAGGGGAUGAAGGUUUUUUCUCGGUGUUUGCCAUUUUUUUCCCAGCAGCCACUGGCAUUCUGGCAGGAGCCAACAUCUCUGGAGACUUAGAGGAUCCACAAGAUGCUAUACCCAAAGGAACAAUGCUUGCCAUUCUGCUCACAACUAUUGCUUACAUCGGAGUUGCACUCUGUGCAGCUGCUUGCGUCGUGCGCGAUGCUACAGGGAAUGUCAACGAUACCGUGGUAUCCGGAAUGAAUUGCAACGGAUCAUCAGCUUGUGCCCUGGGCUAUGAUUUCUCCAGCUGUAAAAUCCAGACAUGUGAUUACGGGCUGAUGAAUAAUUUCCAGGUGAUGAGCAUGGUUUCAGGAUUUGGCCCCUUAAUCACCGCUGGGAUAUUUUCUGCUACGCUGUCCUCAGCAUUAGCUUCGCUUGUGAGCGCGCCAAAGGUUUUCCAGGCUCUCUGCAAGGAUAACAUCUAUCGAGCACUCCACUUUUUUGCCAAAGGAUAUGGGAAAAAUAACGAACCCAUCCGAGGAUACAUUCUGACUUUCUUCAUUGCUCUGGCCUUCAUUCUGAUUGCCGAGCUGAAUACCAUCGCUCCUAUCAUCUCCAACUUCUUCCUGGCUUCCUACGCGCUCAUCAAUUUCUCUUGUUUCCACGCGUCGUAUGCAAAAUCUCCAGGCUGGAGACCUGCCUUUAGGUAUUACAACAUGUGGGUGUCCCUUUUUGGAGCUGUUCUGUGCUGUGGCGUCAUGUUUGUCAUUAACUGGAGGGCGGCUCUCAUCACAUACGCAAUUGAGUUCUUUCUUUAUAUUUAUGUGACCUACAAGAAGCCAGAAAUAAACUGGGGGUCAUCUGCCCAGGCCCUAUACUAUAUUAAUGCUGUUGAGAGUGCCCUGGAACUAGCAACAGUGGAUGACCACGUGAAAAACUUCCGGCCUCAGUGCAUCGUUUUGACAGGAGGACCUAUGAUAAGACCAGCUUUGUUAGACAUCGCUCAUUCAUUCACGAAGAACAACGGUCUCUGCCUCUGCUGCGAAGUGUUCAUGGGCCCACGCAAGCUGUGCGUUACAGAGAUGAACAGUGGCAUGACAACGAAGCAGGCCUGGCUGGUGAAGAAUAAAAGGAAAGCUUUUUACGCUGCGGUGGCGGCCGACAGCUUUCGAGACGGAGUCAGAAGUCUUCUUCAGGCCUCCGGUUUGGGAAGAAUGAAACCUAACACUUUGGUGCUUGGAUUUAAAAAAGAUUGGAGACAUGCCACUGCAAUGCAAGUUGAAAACUACACAGGUGCCCUACAUGAUGCGUUCGACUUUGAAUUUGGCGUGAUAAUUGUUCGAACGAGUCAAGGGUUCGAUAUAUCGCAAGUCCUUCAGGUUCAAGAGGAACUGAAGAAGAUGGAGCAGGAGAGAGAAGCCCUAGAAGCAGCUCUUAAAGAUAACGAAUUUGAAGAACAAAAUUAUGGCAUCCGUAGAUUCUUUAGAAGAGCCACCAAGCUCAACUUUACAAAGACGAUGCCCAAAAAAGAUUGCAGCAUUAGCACAAUCUCUUCAGUACAUGUUGGGGAAUUCAAUCAACGGCUCCUUGAAGCUAGCGUUCAGUUUAAAAAGAAGCAAGGAAAAGGUUCCAUUGACGUGUGGUGGCUUUUUGAUGAUGGAGGGUUAAUCCUCCUAAUUCCCUACAUUCUGACACUCCGGAAAAAGUGGAAGGAUUGCAAACUGAAGAUCUUUACUGGUGGAAAAGUUACUCGCCUUGAAGAAGAAAAGUUGAUGAUGGCUUCACUAUUAAGUAAGUUCAGAAUAAAAUUUGCCGACAUUAAUAUAAUUGGAGACAUCAACAUGAAACCCAAUAAAGAAAGCUGGAAAUUCUUUGAAGAAAUGAUUGAACCAUACCGCCUUCAUGAAAGCUGCAAAGAUUUAACAACUGCUGAGAAAUUAAAGAGAGAAGCACCAUGGAAAAUCACUGAUGCAGAACUGGAAGCAUUCAAGGAAAAGAGCUACCGUCAGGUCCGUUUGAAUGAACUCUUACAGGAGCACUCUCGAGCUGCUAAUCUAAUUAUUGUGAGCCUACCAGUGGCAAGAAAAGGAAUUAUAUCAGAUUACCUCUACAUGGCUUGGCUAGAAAUCCUCUCUAAGAACCUACCUCCAGUUUUGCUCAUUCGAGGCAACCACAAAAAUGUACUAACGUUUUACUCGUAACUCACCACCACCCCCCAGAGUCCAUUACAUGCAUUCUGGACAUAGCAAUGGACAAUAUAUCAAAUAGACUCCCAACAGGAUAUUUUGCUAUCUCAGAGUAAAAAAACAAAUCAUAUCUGCAAAAAGGGAAGAAAUGGAAAACCAAGAUUGACAGGGCAAAGUAAAAUGGAAGAGAGUACCUUGGAAAGAUAAAAAAGAUCUGCAUUCCACAUUUCAAAUCCCACUUUAAAAGUCUAGCUUUCAUCACAAAGAAAGUCCCCUUGAUGUCAGAAUAUACACUAACUUCCAUUUGUAUUAUGAACAUAUUACGUUUAAUUACUGCAGUCCUGUGGUCCAGAGUACCGUACAAUUCUAGCUAUGCAAAAACUUCCAUUCUCCUCCAUAGAAUCCAAAAUGUAUGAUUCUAUGUUCAAUGCUGUACCUGCUUACAUAACUUCAAAGUUUUGUGUUCCAUAAAUAAAUAAAAAUUUCUAUUCAUGAGUGUAACUGGGGAGCAAAAUGUCAUGAUUUAUAAGGCGUAAUAUAUAAUUUCAAAUUAUCACCUCAAGAUAAACUGAAAUCAUAUUCAAUCAACACUUAAGACAACUUUGAAAGCAAAAAUAUGUGUACUAACCUAAAUUUUUUAAAAAUUCAUAAUGAUAUUGAUUUCUUUAGAACUAUAAAUGGAAGUAAACUAGCACAGUGCUUUGGCACAACUUAGAAAUGCUUUUUAAUAAAUUGUAAUCUUUUUCUGACUGGUAAGAAUAUUUGAACUUGUAUAUUAAUUUAAUAUGUUAACAAUAAAAAUGAAUCAAGGGUUUA
This is a messenger RNA of Pantherophis guttatus, 4569 nucleotides long. RefSeq names its product solute carrier family 12 member 1 (gene SLC12A1). Gene Ontology annotation, cellular component: apical plasma membrane. The record is from RefSeq and is a predicted model, not a curated record. Gene Ontology annotation, molecular function: sodium:potassium:chloride symporter activity. Gene Ontology annotation, biological process: sodium ion homeostasis; sodium ion transmembrane transport; potassium ion import across plasma membrane. Lineage: Eukaryota; Metazoa; Chordata; Lepidosauria; Squamata; Colubridae.